Molecule: messenger RNA, 1020 nt
Organism: Plasmodium knowlesi strain H
Lineage: Eukaryota; Apicomplexa; Aconoidasida; Haemosporida; Plasmodiidae
Product: Plasmodium exported protein (PHIST), unknown function
Exons: 2
Coding region: 1-1020 (339 amino acids)
Source: RefSeq, a predicted model, not a curated record
AUGUUGACCGUGCCCCGGGUAGUCUUCUCUGUGUUCACUCUGAUGAACAUCGUGCUGGUGACUAAUGAUCUCGCAGGCGAGUGUGCUUUAUCCCUAGGGGGUGUAGGUCUGAGGGCUCCGAGGCAAUUGUCACAGUUAACAUCAGAAUCAGGUGCACAGGGCGGCCCGAAUGAUGUGAAUAACAUGUGUGGUGGCAAUGAUUGCAAUGAGGAGGAACAGAGUGAAGCACCCAAUGAGGGUAAUGACAGUUCAGUAAAGAAAGGACAGAAGGAGAAGGCGCAGGAGGAAGAGGAAGAAGGAAGGAUGGAAAAGGAAGAUGAAAAGAAGGUGGAUGAAAAAGAAAAAGAACAGAAAGAGGAAAAGGAUGAAAAAGAAGAAUAUGAUGAUAAAAGUACUAAGGACGAUAUCAGUGACGAUUCGGAUGAUGAUGAUGAUGACGACGACGACAAUUAUGAUGACGAUGAUGAUGAAGAUGGAGGAAUAGAUAUAUCAGGAAUAUUGAAGGAACAUGUGUUUAUUAUACCGAAGGAAAAAGUAGAGCUUUUAUUGGACGAAUGUAAUCGAAUACAAAAUUUGGAUUAUGAAAGGGCGUUGGAUAAUUUAUUUGGGGAAUUGCACGAUUUAUCCCUCAAAUAUGGAUUACCCAAGGAUGAGAAAAUGGCCUUAUGGUAUGAAUUCCUGGAUGAUAUAACAGAUGACUUGAAAGAAGUCGAUGACUAUUAUAAUAAUAUCUAUGAGUUUAACAUGAAUUCUCCUACCGUCCUGACCGCCUCCUUUGUGUACUCUUUAAUGAACUUUCUGAACAUAUGGACAACUACAAUAGAAGGAAUCGAGAAGAAGUGGUGCACGAUUUUUGCGGAGAGGACUGUAGCUUAUAAAGAUGGCGCUCGGGAGGGUAAGCUCAGUAAAGAGGUAAACGAGUCUACGCAGAAGGUGAAAAUUGGCACCACCUCUAGUGAAGUGGGAAAUGGGGCCCCACAGAAGGAGGAAACGGAUGCCAAAGGGUUUCAAGUACAAUGA